Molecule: messenger RNA, 2535 nt
Organism: Styela clava
Lineage: Eukaryota; Metazoa; Chordata; Ascidiacea; Stolidobranchia; Styelidae
Product: F-actin-capping protein subunit beta-like
Biological process (GO): negative regulation of filopodium assembly; barbed-end actin filament capping; cell morphogenesis
Cellular component (GO): cytoplasm; F-actin capping protein complex
Molecular function (GO): actin filament binding
Source: RefSeq, a predicted model, not a curated record
AUUAAAAUAUUCUUUUGUCUGAAAUAUACAGGUUUGUGUAUUUAUAAUAGGCAUAUUAUAGGUUUAUUACUUCCCAAAGAAGUGUUCUACAUCGGUGUUUCAGUCUUGUGACAAAAAGCAAAAUGACGGAGCAGCAGUUGGACUGUGCGCUCGAUUUGAUGAGAAGGUUACCUCCUCAACAAGUUGAGAAAAAUUUGUCAGACCUCAUUGACCUUGUUCCAGAGUUAUGUGAAGACCUUCUGUCGUCUGUUGAUCAACCACUCAAAAUAGCUCGAGAUAAGCACAGUGGAAAGGAUUAUCUUCUUUGUGAUUAUAAUCGUGAUGGUGAUUCUUACAGGUCGCCAUGGAGUAACAAAUAUGAUCCACCCAUAGAAGAUGGUGCUGAACCUUCAGAUAGAUUACGCAAAUUAGAAGUUGAAGCCAAUUCUGCAUUUGAUUCCUAUAGGGAAAUGUAUUAUGAAGGUGGUGUAUCAUCUGUGUACCUCUGGGAUCUUGAUCAUGGUUUUGCUGGUGCAGUCCUCAUUAAAAAGGCUGGUGAUAACACGAAGAAAGUCAAAGGCUGCUGGGACUCAUUACACAUUGUGGAAGUUCUUGACAAGUCAGGUGGACGCAAUGCUCACUACAAGCUGACAUCCACUGUUAUGUUGUGGCUUCAAACAACAAAAUCUGCUUCUGGAACAAUGAAUCUUGGUGGAAGUUUAACUAGACAGGUGGAGAAAGACUGUCCAGUCAAUGAAUCGAAUCCACAUAUUGUAAAUAUUGGACGUUUGGUUGAAGACAUGGAGAAUAAGAUCAGAAAUACUUUGAGCAGUAUCUAUUUCGAUAAAACAAGGGAUAUUGUCAACAGCUUACGGUCAAGCCAGCCACUGUCUGACCAGAAAAACCAAAUCGAAAUGGUAAAGGAAUUGGGAAGUAAAUUGUCACAAAAGAGUGGAGGGGAAUGACCUGCUGCAUCAUCUUAUCAAGCAAAUUUCACUUGGAGAAAUAAACGUUAUAGACGGCUUUGGGGUUAUGAUUAUGACGUACCCCAGAAAGUGAAAAUGAUUUCCAUAUGUUUUCUCUAUUGUAUUUUAGACGAUCGGCAAAUGUAUUCGAUGGCAGAUUCAUAAUUUUUUUUCUGAAUAUUUCAACAGCCUUCUAAUUAUUAUCAUCUCUUAUAUUAUUUCUGCAUAAAUACAAUGUUCACUUUGAUGAUUUACUAUUUAAUUAUAAGAUUAACGCCGUGUCACUUAUUUCAAUAAAUAGAUUUAAGUAAAAUCACAUUAAGGCACAAAUUCAAAUUUUCUAUUGAGAUAAGCUUUCGGCAGCAAAAUGAUUGUAUUGCUUAUAUAAUAUAUCUACCAUAAUUGAAUACUGAAAUUACGUAAAUUAGAAAAACAACAAGGGCUGUGAAGUAUGGAAAAAUUUAGAAUUGAUUGUUGGGAAACAUUUUGUUAUGCUAGCAGCCUGUAAUAAACAGGUAUCCGUUUAAAUUUGAAAGUUACUGCUUUUGAAGAUAACAUAAAAAAUUUGGAUUUUUUUUAUCAACAUUCAAAAUUUGCAAUUUCGACUCACUCUGAAUCCACAGCCCUGGAAAUAAUAUUCAAAUAUACGGAUUUGAAAAUGGCCCAUCACUAGGUAGUGUACUAUUCUAACUUUAUAGUUGGUUUAUUAAAAUUGUACAAGUGCAAUUGUAAUGAGCGCUGGCCGAUGACCCCCUCCCAACUUUAUGGGGACGCUGUUUACUUUAUGUAGUGGGUUUAUUCUUAUUGGAAAAACUUUAAGGAUUUAAUAUAUAAAUAUGACUUCAACUUUUUAAUUGCUCGCAUGAUUUGCUGAAUUCAACACUAAUAACAAAAAAUAGUGUUAUCAAUUGAUCAGAAAGAUAAACUUUUUAAAGUAUGAAAAGGAAUAUAAUCAUUAUUGGAAAUUUUUUGUUUCAUGUUGACAAACAAGGAUAUUCGAAUUGUUUUAAUCGUAUGAAAAUUAUGAUUUAUCGCACUUCAAAUUUGCAUGGUUGAAAGAAAUGAAACUCGCAAUGAAAUAUGGAAAUCAGAAGAAUUUAAUUACCGGGUAGUUAAUAUAAUGUAAAAUCUUAUGUAUGUUUGGUCAAUAGGCUAAUUCUAGACAUUUUCAUGCUAAAAAGCAGUCAUUAGUAAGUUCCAAGGUCAUUGUAUAGGAUAGUUUUGUUGUUGACUUCCAAGGUUCAAUUCAAUUUCCUUUGGGCUUCAAUUUUUGCCAAUAUCUCAAAAGGGUAGAAGCUAAUCAUUGUGAGUGAAUCGUGUGUUUAUAUAUCGGCAUAUAAAAUUUUGUAACUUGAAUAUAUGUUCAUGAAUUAAGCUAACCGAGGUGUUCAUUUUUGUCAACCAACGGGAUUUGCCAAUGCAGGAAAUAUUCUGUAUAUCAACUUGCCCCAAAACCUGGUCUAUACUAUGAAUGAAUAUAUUAUAGUUAAUGAUUAGCAUCAGACUGAUUCAUAAUGUCAAUAAGUUUUGUAUCCAUGAGAUUUUGUAUCCUUUAUUGUAUGGAAAUAAAUUCUAUAACCAGGCAAAUGUA